GUCACCUGGCAAUUUUGGAAAAAAAAGCGGUACAUCAUAAGUGUGUUGGGAUUUUUCGGGUUCUUUAAUGUAUUCGCUUUACGAUCAAACAUAAGUAUUGCCCUAGUCGACAUGAUUUCUUUGAAAAAUCGCACUUUGGAAAAUGGCACUGUCAUUCAAGAAAGAGACUUUGAUUGGGAUCCUGUUCAACUGGGCUACGCCUUGAGCGCAUUUUUCUAUGGCUACGUUUUUACUCAAAUUUUGGGAGGUUACUUGGCCACAAAAUUCGGAGGCUCUAAGAUUUUCGGUAUCGGCAUAGCCGCUACAGCAGUUUUCACAUUGCUUACGCCAUGGGCAGCCAAAACGAAUUUUUACUGCUUGUUGGUGAUCCGAAUUCUAGAAGGAUUAUGCGAGGGCAUUAAUUACCCGGCAUCGAUGGCAAUUUGGGCGAAAUGGGCGCCUCCUCUGGAGAAAGCUCGGUUAACAGCUAUAUGCAUUUCGGGUACUUUCGUCGGAACUGUGGUGGCUAUGCCAGUUAGUUCUUUAUUAGCGUCCUAUUUAGGCUGGGAAAGCAUAUUUUAUGUAUUUGGCGCAAUAGCCGUUUUUUGGUAUGUUAUUUGGCUAAUUGUGGUAAAGGAUUCCCCCUCCGAAGAUUCGCGAAUCGAUCCUGACGAACUAAUUUACAUCAACGAGGCAAUUAACGCCACAAAAUGUACAUCUAAACCCGUGGUUCCUUGGCGAUCUUUGUUAACCAC
This is a messenger RNA of Phyllotreta striolata, 734 nucleotides long. NCBI's taxonomy places the organism in Eukaryota, Metazoa, Arthropoda, Insecta, Coleoptera, Chrysomelidae. The record is from the annotation of a GenBank genome assembly.